AUGCAAUCUGCAAUCGAUACUCUCAAAGGAAAACAUACAUAUGAUCAAAAUGACGUGCCGAAUCUGUCCGGCAGGACUGCGCUGGUAACGGGUGGCACACAAGGAAUUGGCUUCGAGGUUGCCAAGACACUAGCCGUCUCUAAAGCCCGCGUGCUCCUCUUGUCACGCAAAGUGGAAAAUGGUACUGCAGCCGUUGAGGCAAUUCAAAAAGAGACUUCUGGAGGAGCCGACAUUGAAUUUGUUGAAAUUGACCUCGGUAACCUCAAAAACGUCUGCGAGGUUGCGGAUAGGAUCAGCGCAAAGGAAGCUCGCUUGGACAUCCUCGUUGCCGACGCUGGGAUUGGCGUCAAUAAAUAUGAAUUGUCCUCCGAUGGCAUAGAACAUCACUUUAGCGUCAACAAUCUCGGACAUAUCCUCCUCAUAAAUCGACUCCUACCCUUAAUCCGCAAAUCCGCUCAACUCAACGAAUCCCCCGCACCACGCAUCGUACAGCUCUCUUCCUCCUUGCACAAAACCGCACCUUCAUCCGUAGCAUUCGAGUCCCUCGAAGAAAUCAACGACUCCUCUCUAGGCCCCAACACCCUUUACGCCCGCAGCAAACUCGCCAACAUCCUCUUCACCCGCUGGCUCGUCGCUCACGUUCUCGAAGACGGCUCACGUAUAUACGCACUCGCCACACACCCCGGAGCCGUGCACACUGAACAACAAAAUCAACUCAAAGAUGCAUAUGGCGAGACAGUUGGAGGUGCAAUGAAAGCGGUUGCGGUACCGUUUAUGCGCUCUCCCGACCAGGGAAGCUUGAGUACGCUCUGGGCUGCUACGGAUCCUGAGGUCGAACAGAAGGGAUUGCAUGGAGCGUAUGUUACUGAUCCAGGAACCGUUGGUGGUGAGACGAAGCAAGCGCAGAACGAUAUGCUUGCGGAUAAUUUGUGGACGCUUGCUCAGGGACUUAUCAAAGAGAAGGCCGGGGAGGACGCGUUCCUGGACUGGACGGAGGUUAAGGCAUGA
Molecule: messenger RNA, 1008 nt
Organism: Fomitiporia mediterranea MF3/22
Lineage: Eukaryota; Fungi; Basidiomycota; Agaricomycetes; Hymenochaetales; Hymenochaetaceae
Product: NAD-binding protein
Exons: 4
Coding region: 1-1008 (335 amino acids)
Source: RefSeq, a predicted model, not a curated record